UCAGUUUAUUUUGUUUCGCUGUUUGUAAAAGUUAGACGACUCUCUUCUUCAAAAUUUACUGUAUAUUUAAGUUAAAAUUCUUCUAGAAUGAGUCGUCGCAAGCGUGCGAGGAUUGAAACUCGAGAGUUGGAUGAAAAGCUGAAGCAAGAUGAUUCGGAAUCGGAUCAGUCUGAAAAGAGUAAGGUCAGGUCUUCAAGUCCUACCUCUGUUAGUGGCCGUAGGGAGUCAUCUUCCAGCCGAAAUACUGAUAGCAAGGACAGUAAAAAUAAUGAGAAGCCGAUCAUUGAAGAAAUCAGAGCUGACGACAUUGAAGAGAUUAAUUACAAGGAAAUGCUCAACAGUUUGGAAGGAGCUGCAUUUCAAUCAAGACUGCCAUUUGAUAAGAUGUCAUCUCUAGAAGCAGAAUGUUUCUCAGACCUGCAGGGAUCAUCCAGUCUAACAUUUAUUCAGAUCAGGAACAGAAUAUUGAAGUUGUGGUUUGAAGACCCUAAGAAACAGCUGACUCAAGAGCUUGCUGUUCAGAAAAUGGAGACUCCGUAUAAUGGAGAUCCAGCAUUGGUGAUGAGGACUCAUGCUUUUCUUGAGAGACAUGGGUUUAUCAACUAUGGGAUUUAUGAACGCAUUACUCCCAUACCAAACCCACCUAAAGGGAAACAAAGACCGAAAGUUAUUAUUAUUGGUGCAGGAGUGUCGGGGCUUGCUGCGGCUCGGCAGUUGACGUCGUUUGGUUGUGAAGUGGUCAUCCUGGAGGGUAGAGACCGUGUCGGCGGUAGAGUUGUCACAUAUAGGAAAGGCCCAUAUGUGGCUGAUUUAGGAGGAAUGGUAGUGACAGGUCUGGGUGGCAACCCUGUUACCACUCUGUGUGUUCAAAUGGGCAUUGAACUGCAGAAAAUAAAACAGAAAUGUCCAUUGUAUGAGGCCACUGGCAACCAAGUGCCUAAACACAAGGAUGAGAUGGUGGAGCGUGAAUUCAACCGGCUUCUCGAUGCGACGUCCUACCUCUCCCAUCAAGUUGACUUUAACUAUUACAACGACAUACCCGUCUCAUUGGGGCAAGCUCUUGAGUGGGUUAUUAAGCUGCAACAGAAGAACGUUAAGCAUAAACAGAUUCAACACCUGAAAGCAUUUAUCACGAUGCAAGAGAAAAUGAAGUCCAAUCUCAACAAAAUGACAGACAUACAAGAACUAUUGAAAUCAAUGAAGGUAGAAAAAGACAAUUGUUUGGCUGAGCGCGGGAAAGGCGCGUCAGGUGACAACAGCAUACUGCAAGAGUUCAAUCUACGUCGUUUGAACCGCGAGAUGACCCAACUGUGCAACGAAUACGACUCCCUGGUCACACAGAACAAUGCCAUUGAGGAUAAAUUGACCCAGCUGGAAGCUAGUCCACCUAGCUCAGUGUACCUGUCGGUGCGCGACAGGCAGAUAUUGGACUGGCACUUCGCUAACCUGGAGUUCGCGAACGCGACGCCGCUCGGCAACCUGUCGCUCAAACAUUGGGACCAAGACGACGACUUCGAAUUCACCGGCAACCAUCUCACAGUUCGCAACGGCUACUCGUGCGUCCCGGUGGCUCUAGCGGAUGGCUUAGACAUUAAACUGGGCACUUCAGUCACUGAGAUCAAUUACGCCGGUCCCGGGGUCACGGUGAAGGCCAUCAAUCCCAGAGCUCCGAGCCAGCAGCAAGUAUAUAAAGGUGAUGUGGUUCUCUGCACUUUGCCACUGGGUGUUCUAAAAAUUGCGGUGGCCAACAAUGGACAAAAUCAACAGAACAAUGUUAAGUUCGACCCGCCUCUACCAGACUGGAAGGUGGCAGCGGUCAAACGCCUUGGAUAUGGCAACUUAAACAAAGUUGUUUUGUGCUUCGAACGGACAUUUUGGGAUCCAAGUGCCAACCUUUUUGGCCAUGUUGGUACUACAACAGCAAGUCGAGGCGAGCUCUUUCUCUUCUGGAACCUCUACAGUGCCCCGGUGCUUCUAGCGUUGGUCGCCGGGGAAGCGGCAGCAGUGAUGGAAAAUGUCACUGAUGACGUCAUCGUCGGCAGAUGUAUUGCUGUACUGAAAAGCAUUUUCGGGCAUGCUGCGGUGCCGCAACCGAAGGAGUGUGUCGUCACGAGAUGGCGCGCGGAUCCAUUUGCUCGUGGCUCGUACAGCUUCGUUGCAGUCGGGUCGUCGGGUACUGACUACGAUCUGCUUGCAGCCCCAGUGCCUGGUGCUGACGGGGAGAAUCGUCUGUUCUUUGCUGGUGAACACACGAUGCGUAACUACCCGGCAACAGUGCAUGGCGCGUUUCUGUCAGGCUUGAGGGAGGCAGGUCGGCUGGCCGAUCUCCUCUUACCCCAGCCUCCGAUCACAAACGCCAGCGUCGCAGCCGCCACCGCCGCUGCCAAUCACGCUUCUUAAUAAUACCUACUUAUAUUUUAAAACAAUACAGGUGGACCACGAAUAAAGUCCAACUACCUCAAAAAUCGCCUUAGCAACGAAUACUCCAGUGCAUAUUUAAAACUUUAACGAACAUGUCAAAUUUGACAGCUAACACGCAGCAGCCAUUGACGUCAAAUUAAUCAACCAAUAACAACGCACGGUUUAAUCGCUACCCGCCCUAUUGGCUGAUUACUCAUGCGUCAAAAACCGUACACUGUCACAGAAUAAAAAGUAGUGUUCGAGCAUUUACCGAACGUUGCAUUAAUAUCGAUUCUCAGUGCGAUACACUAAGUAAUAACAAUUUGUCAUAUCCUGUUCGUGUUCACCUUAAACUUCAAUUAGUACAAUUUACUUUAUUUUUAAUAAUCCAAUAAAACUCAAUUAUUGGUCUCAUUGCAUAAUUAUAUCUAUUUUAGUGUUCAAUCUCUAUUUUAUGUGCUAAAAUUGAAACUUAUUUUAAUUGGCUAUUGUAUGAAAUUAUUUCGACUAUAACUGUAAAAAAUACAGUAUAUUAGACUGAUAAACGAUAUAGGAAUUGAAUUAAGCGUAAAUUUAGAUACUUUUUACUCAUAUUAUGAUGUCAUAGCUGUUGCAUGUAAGGAUAAUGAAAUAUGAUGGAUGAAAUGACACGCCCAAUUUCAUGAAUUUGAUUCGCAGUGAACUUUAUUUUUACAGCUUGUCAUACAUUGUGAUAAGGUACAAUAAACGAUUUUAAAAAUUC
This is a messenger RNA of Pectinophora gossypiella (pink bollworm), 3142 nucleotides long. It is a transcript of the gene Su(var)3-3, whose product is annotated as lysine-specific histone demethylase 1A. NCBI's taxonomy places the organism in Eukaryota, Metazoa, Arthropoda, Insecta, Lepidoptera, Gelechiidae. Gene Ontology annotation, biological process: regulation of DNA-templated transcription. Gene Ontology annotation, molecular function: flavin adenine dinucleotide binding; protein binding; oxidoreductase activity. The record is from RefSeq and is a predicted model, not a curated record. Gene Ontology annotation, cellular component: nucleus. The transcript has 16 exons. The coding region runs from base 88 to 2400 and encodes 770 amino acids.